Eruca vesicaria subsp. sativa (arugula) is the source of this 270-nucleotide messenger RNA. NCBI's taxonomy places the organism in Eukaryota, Viridiplantae, Streptophyta, Magnoliopsida, Brassicales, Brassicaceae. The record is from the annotation of a GenBank genome assembly.
AUGCUUUCACGUUAUGAAUCAUGCGAUUCUAGCAUUGCGGUUACAACGUCAGGACAAGUUUUGCUGGUUGAGAGUGAUCCAUGGAAUAGGAGCUGGUUCCGACUCUACAAGAAGGAUCCUGAUAUAGAAGACCCAGAUUCGUCCUGCCAUGCGCUUGUUGAGGUAGAUUCUCUUGGUGGUGAGAGCCUGCUUCUUGACUUGGGUUUCACUGUGUCUGCUGCUGACGAUACCCUUGAACCAGACUCCAUCUAUUUCACCCGUCACUACUAA